Molecule: messenger RNA, 2446 nt
Organism: Argiope bruennichi
Lineage: Eukaryota; Metazoa; Arthropoda; Arachnida; Araneae; Araneidae
Product: zinc finger protein 239-like
Exons: 3
Coding region: 688-1674 (328 amino acids)
Biological process (GO): regulation of DNA-templated transcription
Molecular function (GO): DNA-binding transcription factor activity, RNA polymerase II-specific; RNA polymerase II cis-regulatory region sequence-specific DNA binding
Source: RefSeq, a predicted model, not a curated record
AAUUUUCUUUGUUUACUUUUAACUUUCCUAGUUGGUGCUUUCGAUUCCUUAUGUCGAGCAUAUUGUAAAUAUACAGAAUUAUUGAAGGCAUUGAAAAUAUUAAAAUUCAUACAAUCUUAAAUAUUUAGGGGAAAAUUUUAUAAGAAGGCAAAGGAACUUCCCUUCUUGAAACAAUUGUCUUGAUAUAUUUGAGUGAAGCAACUUGAGAAAGAAAUUUGUUUGAAAAUAGAGAAAAAAUCUGGUGCUUACAGAUACAUUACUGAAAAGAUUGCACUUAAGAGCUUUAUGUGAAAGAAAGCAACUAUCUUUUCAUUUGUUGAAUUCCAAGAUUGUGUUGUCAUGAACCUAAUGCCAAGCUAAGGAGAAAAGCUGAUAAAUCAUCACAUCUUUCGGAAUAAGAGUGGCAACAAUAAGAAAAGAAUACAUUUAAAUUACAUUCAUCGUGAAAAUUUUAUUCUCAGAUUGGAAAUAAAGAGAUGUCUCGUGCCACUGACAGAAAAAGUGCUUAAAAGUGCAAUUUCCUCAUUGACCAUUUAAUCGAGAAAUUAUUUUCUUGCUAAUUUUGUGAUCAUUUCUCAGCUUCGGAAUUGAAAGAAACGUUUGCCGAUUCAUGCUAAAGAGAAACCACAUACGUGGCACAUUUGUUAUAAAGCAGUUUUUCAGCUGUCACAUUUAAAAAUUCAUUUAAUGUCGCUUAUGAAUGAGGAAUCGUAUGCUUGCAACUUUUGCAACAAAGUCUUUUCUAUGAUUUUCAAUUUCAAAAGACAUUUACGGACGCAUACACAAGAGAAACGGUUUAAAUGCGAGAUUUGUGAGAAAGUCUUUUCCCGGAGCUAUAAUUUAAAAUUACAUUUGCGUUUGCAUACUGGAGAGAAACCGUAUAUAUGCGAGUUUUGCGAGAAAGCCUUUUCCAAGAGUCAGUAUUUAAAAGUACAUUUGCGUCUGCAUACGGGAGAGAAACCGUACACAUGUGAAUUUUGUAACAAACCCUUUUCGGAUAAGUGGAAUUGCAAAAACCAUUUACGAACGCAUACACAAGAGAAACCGUUUAAAUGCGAGAUUUGCAAAAAAGCCUAUACCCAGAGAAGUACUUUAAAAGAACAUUUACGUCAGCAUACGGGGGAGAAACCGUAUACAUGUGAAUUUUGUAACAAACCCUUUUCGGAUAUGGGGAGUUGCAAAAAACAUUUACGUAUGCAUACGGGAGAGAAACCAUAUGCAUGCGAAUAUUGCAAAAAAGCCUUUACCCAGAGAAGUACUUUGAAAGUACAUUUACAUCUGCAUACGGGUGAGAAACCACAUACAUGUGAAUUUUGUAACAAAUCCUUUUCGGAUAAAAAGAGUUGCAAAAUACAUAUACGUUUUCAUACGGGAGAGAAACUGUAUGCAUGUGAUUUUUGUGGCAAAUCCUUUUCGGAUAAAGGGUCUUUCAAAAGACAUUUACGGACGCAUACGGGAGAGAAACCAUAUUCUUGCGACAUUUGUAACAAAUCCUUUACGGUUAAGGGGACUUUAAAAAUACAUUUACGAUUGCAUACACAAGAGAAACCGUUUAAAUGCAAGUUUUGCAAAAAAGUCUUUACCCAAAAAAGUAAUUUGAACGUACAUUUACGUUUGCAUACGGAAGAGAAACCAUAUACAUAUGAAUUUUAUAACAAACCGUUUUCGGAUUAGAGGAAUUUCAAUAGUCAUUUGUGUGAGCAUACGGGAUAAACUCUUUGUAUGCCACAUUUGGAGGAAAUCCUUUUCCAAACAUGGGGAUUUAAUAUCAAACAAAUGAACGUAUACGUAACGUAAUUAACGAAACCGUACACAUGUGACUUCUGUAAUAUAAGAUUUUCUCAUUCCAUUUCUUUGAAGAAAUAUUUGUUGAAGCAUAUCAUAGAAAAUGAAUGAAGUGUACUCCUCUGAUGUUCAAUAAAACGCCUAUUAAUGGGAGAACUUCACUUCAUCUUAAAGAGUAAGACUUUAAUAAUGAUUUUUUAGUGAGAUAAUAUUUUGUAGAUUUCCAUUUUGUGAAAUAAUAUCUUGUAGAUUUCCAUUUUGUAUUGCAAAGCGUAUAAUGCAUAUUCAUUGUUAUUAUACAGGGAAAUUCUUAUAUUUAAAUUAAUAUUCCAACUUUGCAGGGCCAUUGAAGAAAACAAAGCAAGGUAUAAUCUUGUUCAUCCGAAAUACAAAGAGCAGUUGAAAAUUUAAACAAUACUGUUAUAAAUGUUCAUUAGAAGCACCUCCAAAAAAUAUGAACAUUAUAACAACGAUGCGAUAUCUCAUCCCAUACCCUUUCAGUUUCUCCAAUAUCAUGCUUUUUAAGUUUGUCAAUGUCAUUUGAUAACAGGGGAAUAAACACCUGCUGUUUGUUGUAGCUCCAGGUUAGCUAAUUAAUGUGAAUAUGUUUUAUACGCUUGCGUUAAAAUGUUUCCAAUAAAAAUUUGCAUUUUAUUGAAAA